Molecule: messenger RNA, 1082 nt
Organism: Oryza sativa Japonica Group (Japanese rice)
Lineage: Eukaryota; Viridiplantae; Streptophyta; Magnoliopsida; Poales; Poaceae
Molecular function (GO): protein binding
Source: RefSeq, a predicted model, not a curated record
AUCAGUUGGGCAGGGGCAGCUGGCCGGUGGGAGGAGGCCGGUGGGGGAGGCGGGAGUCCAGCGGCCGACGACGGGCGACGAGGCGGCGGCGACGACGACGCGAGAGCAGGAGGGCCUCAACGCCGGGCGCAGGCUUCUACGCGCGCGCCAGCAGCGGCUACGUGCGCGCCACCGACAGGCGUAGAUGGGCGGCCGCCUGACAGCGGCCUGCGCGCGGAUGAAGGAGAGCAACGCGAGCGUCUUGCGGUGCUUGUACCGCCGCCACGCGAGCUGUACGGCGACGGCCGCCCACGUACGCCACCCGACCAGCAUCUGCAGCGGCGGCGGACGUGGAGCCUGCGUCGAUGGCGGCAGCCGCAUCAAGAUACUCUGCAGCUUCGGCGGCCGCAUCAUGCCCUGCCCAUCCGACGACGCCCUCAAGUACAUCGACAGCGAGACCCGCAUCCUCGCCGUGCCCCGCUCGAUACCCUUCUCGCCGCGUGCAGAUUUGAAGAAGAAGGUGGAGGAGAUGUUCAGGACGGAGGUGGCGGUCGUCGCCGAGGACCUCGACGUGCUCGUCUCCGUCACCUGGGACGAGGACCUGACCCACAUGCUCGACGAGUACGACUGCUCCAAGGAGAAACGGUCGCCGUCGGCGUCGCCACGGUUCCGCGUCUACAUCUUCUCCUCCCACGGUUCCGCAUGCACCACGACAGCAGCUCCGGUGCCCUCGCCGAGGAGGAGGAGGACGUGGGGUGCAAUCGCCACGACGUCGUCGCUGCUCCGGUCCCCGUCGUGCGUCGUGGAGAAGGACACCUCGUCGGCGUGGUUCCUAGGAUAGCCGUUCCGCGUCGAGAGGUGAGAGAGAGAAAGGAGGGGAAGAGGGAGGGUGCUGGCAUGGCAUCCUGACAUGUGGGGUCCCAUGCUGACUCAGCCGCCACGUAGAAUAAAAUCGGUGUCAAAACCACUGAGAGACCUACAGUGCACGGUUUUUAUAAGUUGGAGGAUGUCAUAUGUCUGGUUUUGUGGUUGGGGAACGAUUUUAUAACUCAAUGACAAGUUGAGGGACUUUCGGGGUACUUUUUCCUUUGGACAAAGUACAU